Messenger RNA from Aspergillus homomorphus CBS 101889, 2410 nucleotides. RefSeq names its product arylsulfotransferase family protein. The record is from RefSeq and is a predicted model, not a curated record. NCBI's taxonomy places the organism in Eukaryota, Fungi, Ascomycota, Eurotiomycetes, Eurotiales, Aspergillaceae. Bases 408 to 2306 code for a protein of 632 amino acids. The transcript has 2 exons.
UUUUUAUCCACAGGAUUCGUCAUCGCCUGUCCCGACCAGGUAAUCAAGAGACGAGUCAGGCCCGUUGCUCAGCCAAAGGCGUCCGUCCACCCACCCCUCGCGUUUACGAGCAUUGUCGACAAUUACAGUACUCGUACUCCUACUUAAUGCUCUCAGCUAUCGAUACCUCCGGCGAGAGGGUGGGCCCGGGGCACAGUGGAUCUUCCGCCGUCGUGAUGGAGAUCAUAUAUCCGCAGGCUACCUUUUCUUUUCUCGGUCAGGGAGGGAGCGUCAUGGGCUUCUUUCCUUGAUGAUGCGACUUCAUAUAAGACUAUGGCAAUCGCUCUCUUGAAGGGCAAGCUCUCUUGAAUGCGCAGCGACGCGACUAGAUCCCAACACAUGUCCCGCAAGCACGACAAGCCCGCACCAUGACGCCAGUCCGGCUCCUCAUUCUCGUCGUGGCGACAGUCCUCCUGGCAUCGACACGCGCAGACGAAGGGCCAUACUUUCAAUCGCAGCUGUACGAGCAAGGCCGCAUGGGGUCGUGGCCGACGGAACAGUUCCGGUCGACGACGACGGUAGGGCUGGCCGUCAACUGGGUGCAGGAGAGCGCGCGCUGCAAGGACGGACAGUACUACCUGCUGGCGCCACGCGGGGACAGCGUGCACCGGCCGGGGCCCAUGAUCCUCGACCAGCACGGCCACCUGGUCUGGACCAAGGAGUACGGGCAGACCUACAACCUCAACGUCCAGCGCUACCGUGGCCGCGACUAUCUGACCUUCUGGGCUGGCAGCGACGCCGAUGUCGGCCAUGGUCGCGGCACUUACUACAUGCUCGACUCCUCCUACAACGAAGCGUACAAGAUCUCCGCCGCGGGCGGCCUGUCGGGCGACCUGCACGAAUUCCACAUCACCCGCGACGACACGGCCCUGCUCACCAGCUACGACCUGCGGCGCGCGGACCUGUCCGCCGUGGAAGACGGGCCGACGGCCGGCUGGAUCUGGGAGAGCACGUUCCAGGAGGUGGACAUCGCGACGGGGACGCUGCGGUUCGAGUGGCACGCGUCGGAGCACAUCGGGUUCGAGGAGGUGGAGCGCGGGCGCGAAGGCAACGGGGGGUCGCGCGAGACCGCCUGGGACUUCUUCCACAUCAACAGCGUGGACAAGGAUCAGACAGGCAACUACCUGAUCUCGAGCCGGUACACGAGCAGCCUGACCUACAUCUCCGGAGUCACAGGCGCCGUGCUAUGGCGCCUAGGCGGACGCCGCAACGACUUCACGGACCUCUCGCCCGACGGCGGCCGGGCCGCCACAAACUUCACCUGGCAGCACCACGCGCGCUUCCGCGACAACGACACAGCCAUCACGCUGUUCGACAACGGGUCGCGCGGCGCCGGCGCCCCCUCCCUCCCGAGCCGUGGGCUAUACCUGGACCUGAACCAAGCGAACCGCACCGUCCGCCUCCGCCACGUCUACACCACCCCCGACGAGAAUCUAAGCAGCCAGUCGCAGGGCUCACUGCAGGUGACAGCCAGCGGCACCGUCCUGGUAGGGUAUGGCUGGAAUCCAGCCUGGACGGAGUUCUCGGUAAACGGCGUCCCGCUCUGCACCGUCCACUUCGGUCCCCUGCGUGAAUUCGGUACAGGUAAUAUCCUCUCCUACCGCGUCUUCAAGCACCCCUGGCGCGGCCAUCCCACCACCCGCCCCGCCUUCGAGGUCUACAGCUACCGCGCCGCCGCUAGCUGGAACGGCGCCACGGACGUCGUCUCCUGGUUACUCGAGGGCACCGAUGAUCCCUCCUCCGGGGAUCAGACAGCGUUAGCCCUCAUCCCCAAAUCCGGCUUCGAGACCCCCAUCCCCGUCCCCCAGGGCGCCCGCGCCCGCUAUCUCCGCGUCGUGGCUCUAAAUGCCACCGGCCAUGUGCUCGGGACGUCCAAGCUGGCGCGCUGGGAUCCGCUUGCUGAGGAAGCGGUGGUGGUUUCUGGGGAUGAGGAGGAGGAUGGAGACGGUCUGGGGACUCUAGUGCUGGAGUCGUCCUUUUCGAUGGUGCUUGGGUUUGGGUUGUGUGUGGUUGUGCUGGUGGCGGGUUACUUGUUCUUCUGGCGGGUGAGGGGGCGAGGUGCUCUGCGGAGAGGUGGAGAUUGGGAACACGGGGAGUUUCUGCUUCUGCGGCUUUUGGAUGGGGUGGAGGGUGAGGAUGGUGAUGAUGCUCAUGCUGAUGCUGAUGGGGAGGCUGGGUUGGAGGAUGUGACUUUGUUGGGGAGGCGCGGAUCAGGGGCUCGUUUGGGACUCGGAAGGGUAAGUGGUUAUCGAGGUGGGAGAGGGUGACUGGCGGAGAGGUGGUAACCAUAGGGUUGGUUGUAGAUAAGCUUGCGUGUGUUGCCAAUUCCAACAGGUUUGGUAUUGGUUUCUGUAUAUAUGAUGGUCUUGGG